AUGUCAGCCCUAUGGAACGGGGCACUCACCAUAUUGAACGGAGAUGAACGAGAGUGGAAACAAAUGGUCCCGAGGGACCUGGAUAACGAAGAAUAUUUUGGUCGUGAUCAUAUGAGGCAGUUGAUGAGCACACGAGUACAAUCCGGCGCCUUUGACUCAUUCCUUCGACAAAUACAACCAUUCCUCCUGGUUAUAACACACUCCUCUUUCCUCGACUGUCUCUCUGUCGACACCUUCGUCGGCGGGCUAUACAACUUCAUUGGGGGCACAAAUGGCACACGGGCAGUCCCUUUCUUCCAGCAUCUUUGUGAGAACUUGGUCCUCGCUCAUGUUGAGGAGACCUCUCUGACUGGACCUGCAACCAUCGAAACAACCUUGAUCGCGGCAUCGAUCACCCUCCGCGAACUUCUGAGAAGAGAGUCAAGGGCUAGAUUCAAUGAUGACCUCGAAGGUCUCAUCGGCUCCAUAGAGAAUGCGGUCCAUCUGAUCAAUGGAGACGGUCCAUCCCACAUGACAGCCCUGGUCACGAGCCAUAUUAGAGAAAUGCGUGCGAUGAUAGCUCGUGCGAGAGGCUUGUUGGCCCCGGAGCAAGAACCACAGGAAGCACAUGCCGGGAUCAUGGCUACGUCAAGAUAUCCUCGUGUCAUGGACAUGCCGCGAGACCGUCACGACAACGAUAAGGCAGAUAUCAUGAAAAUCAAGAUUUUUCCAACUCGUGAGGAAAUUGUGACUGACGAACCUGACUUCUUACCGUCGACCGACCGAGACGAACCUUCCUUUCUUGCUGAUGAAGGUGUGCGCCACAUUGACACACAUUUCCGCCUCCUUCGUUAUGACACGUUCGGUCAACUGAAGGACCUGCUCGGAGGUGUCGCGGAUGCGGUGAAGCAAAAUCCGAAUCUCCCAAAAGUCGACUUGGGUGAUUUCAGAGCCAACAAGUACGCCAACGCCUGUAUCAGCUACGUUGGUUUUGACAGUCGACAGGGUCUCAGUAUGAGCGUCACCUUCACGCAACCACUCAUAAUGUUUAAAAUGCCCGCCUCCGAGAAGAUCAAAUGGUGGAAGGAAUCCAGACGGCUCACUGAUGGGGUCCUCCUAUCAUUUAUUUCCUUUCAGGGUGGUGAGCUUCAUCCUCUAUUCUUCGUCGCGACUGAGACAAAGACAGAGACAAACAAAGACCGCCGCGAAAAGAACAGAGAUGAUCAAAUCACGAUCACUGCCAAGCUGGUAGAUCACGAUGUCGUGAACGUAGAGUCUGCUGUUCGACUCAGCUACGAAAAGGUCAAAGGGUUGCUGAUAGAAUACCCUGGGGUCUUGCCAGCCACAUUUGUAACAAUCCUCGAGAAUUUGCAAGACAUGCAACGACACAGCAGAUUGCCUUUCUGCCAAUGGAUCCUCCCCGGAAAAUUAAACGAUGCUGGUGGUGCUGCAGAAGUGCAUAUUCCACCGCCACUCUACUCUCGGGUCCCCGGAUUCCGUUUCUCGCUGGAAUCUUUGCUCAAGGAAGGCGAACCUCGUGACCCUGGCAUCUUUAUCGAUCCGUUUUCAUCAGCAAAUGAUGCCGACCUUCUCAGUGAGAUGGAACGUCGAAGGAAUCUGGAUCGAGGGCAGUGUCAAGCAUUGCUUCAGGCCCUGAUUCGAGUAUAUGUGCUCACCCAAGGGCCGCCCGGGACUGGCAAGUCUUUCCUAGGCAUUCAGCUCAUGAAAGUCCUGAUGCAUUGUAAAAAGACAACUGAGUUAGGACCCGUUCUCAGGACGACAAAUCGCAUCAAUGUUCUCCUUACUCGUGCUCAGCACGGCAUGUACCUCAUUGGUAAUGUGGAAACCUAUUCGAACAUACCAAUGUGGCAAAAGGUCAUAGAAAUGCUCCGGUCUUCUGACUCUCUCGGCGGCUCACUGGGACUUUGCUGCCCGAGGCAUCAAGAUACAGCCAUCCAAGUCUCGGAGCCCGACGACUUUCCAAGGCUCAGUCCUGAAGGAGGUCCAGAGUUGUCCGUCAACCAAGUCUUCUACUCUAUUCUCCCUUCAAAGCCAGAAUUUGAUCAAAUCUGUGCCGAGAAUCCGCUAAAAUUCGCCCCCGGCAUGCUCUCCGUCCUUGAGUCACCCUCACCGCCCCAGUUCGCCUUCUUCGAGUCUCCUCCUACGCUUGACUCGGAUGAAGAUCUCUGGGCUGUCUAUAUUGUCUUGCUCAUCUUGAGAGAUGGCACGAUCCAACAGAAACUUGUCUAUACUGGCUCUGGCACCGACUCAAUCGACGGUGCGGAUGCUAGGCUUGAGGUCUAUUCAACUAGAGACUCACCAAAGCUGCCAAGCCGUGUUAGAGCCGCCUUUGACAAAGGUGCCAGACUCCACCAUGUUGGUCUGCUCUGCUGGUCUCCAUUGCCACCAGUAUCGCUGGUGCCCCGUGCCCGAGCACGUUUUCUGGCCGUCGAGGCUCUUUUUACCACUAUCUUCUCCUCCAGUCAACAUACCACACCAUCUAACCAGAUCCGAAUGAUUAUCCUUCGACCUAACGCCCUAGAGAGAAGUGCUAUAUGGAGGGUGCCUUGGAGAGAGUGCCCUAGAGAGAAGUGCUACAUGGAGGGUGCCAGGGAGAGAGUGCCCUGGAGAGAGGUGCUAUAUGGAGGGUGCUCUGGAGAGAGUGCCCUGGAGAGAUGUGUAAUGGGUGAAUGGUUCCGCGACAAUGGGAAGCACGCGCUUUUCAAGCUGCCAUUCCUGAAUGCCGACAAGCUACACGUGGCGGUUGAGGAGAGUCUCAAGAUACUGGGAGAGGGAUGGUAUGAAAGUGUGUCAGCGGAAGAGCUCACUGCCAUUAAGCAGGCGACGUUAAGUGGACGGAGUGGCAUUGCGACUCAUUCUGGCCACUGGUAUAACUGUGUCAAUGGACAUCCGUUCGCGAUCGGAGAAUGUGGUAUGCCAAUGGAACAAGCUCGCUGUCCUGAAUGCGGAGCCCCUAUUGGAGGAUCACAUCAUCAAGCUGUUGAUGGUGUCACGCGCGCUGUAGACAUGGAGUCGUGA
Exophiala mesophila is the source of this 3018-nucleotide messenger RNA. RefSeq lists its product as uncharacterized. Gene Ontology annotation, cellular component: nuclear RNA-directed RNA polymerase complex. The record is from RefSeq and is a predicted model, not a curated record. The transcript is spliced from 5 exons. Bases 1 to 3018 code for a protein of 1005 amino acids. NCBI's taxonomy places the organism in Eukaryota, Fungi, Ascomycota, Eurotiomycetes, Chaetothyriales, Herpotrichiellaceae. Gene Ontology annotation, biological process: regulatory ncRNA-mediated heterochromatin formation.